Messenger RNA from Syngnathoides biaculeatus (alligator pipefish), 7316 nucleotides. RefSeq names its product ankyrin repeat domain 44 (gene ankrd44). Bases 554 to 3733 code for a protein of 1059 amino acids. Gene Ontology annotation, cellular component: cytoplasm. The record is from RefSeq and is a predicted model, not a curated record. The transcript is spliced from 28 exons. Gene Ontology annotation, molecular function: protein binding. NCBI's taxonomy places the organism in Eukaryota, Metazoa, Chordata, Actinopteri, Syngnathiformes, Syngnathidae.
ACCAUCACUAAGCGGGAAUCGACCACACGCUACCUGCACCAAAGGUAGGCGUGUGUACCACUACACUAUUAGUGACACUAUAGUGUUUGGGUGACAAGUGUCGAUCAAAAGUGGGUGGACUCAAUAAAGUGGCCAGUGUUUAUGUGGUUCCCUUCGCGGCCGCCUGGUGGCAGCAGCGAGAGGCAGUCGCUUGAUGCUUAGGGAGCCUCUCGUGCAUCGAACACGGCAGCCUUCAACUUCCUUAUCUUUCCUUGUGCCUCUUGCGCGCCGGGGAGGAGCGAGCCUCUGCGGGCGAAGACUCCCGAACGACCCCUCCGCCUUCAAUGUGGAUUGUUCGCGGUUCCUGUCUGUUGUUCGGCAGAAGCGGCAGCAGCAGCCGGCGACCGGCCUCGGUGGUGUGCACCGGGCUCGGCUUUUUUCCAUCACCGCCAACUCGUCAGUCGUGCAGGAGGAGGUGGAGGUGGAGAAAGAGGAGCGGGCCUCGCAGCCAUAAUCGCCCCGAGAUUCCGGCGCUAUCGGCGGGCGUGGAUGAGCCGCCGGAGCCAAGCCAGCGAUGGCUGUUCUCAAACUGGCCGACCAGCCUGCACUCAUCCAGGCCAUCUUCAGCGGAGACGCCGAGGAGAUUCGAAUGCUCAUAUACAAGUCUGAAGACAUCAACGGUCUGGAUGUUGAGAAGCGCACUCCGCUCCAUGCAGCAGCCUUCCUGCGCGAUGCCGAAAUCACCGAACUCCUUAUCCUUUCCGGUGCUCGUGUCAAUGCUAAGGACAACAUGUGGCUCACUCCUCUCCAUCGCGCCGUGGCGUCACGUAGUGAGGAGGCAGUGCGAGUGUUGAUCCGUCACUCGGCCGACGUCAAUGCCCGCGACAAGAACUGGCAGACGCCGCUCCACGUGGCGGCAGCCAAUAACGCGCUGCGCUGCGCCGAGAUCAUCAUCCCGCUGUUGAGCAGCGUGAACGUGUCCGACCGUGGUGGACGCACCGCCUUGCACCACGCUGCCCUCAAUGGCCAUACGGAGAUGGUGAACCUUCUCCUUGCAAAAGGAGCCAACAUAAACGCUUUUGACAAGAAGGAUGGGCGAGCUCUGCACUGGGCCGCCUUCAUGGGUCAUUUGGAUGUGGUAUGUCUGCUGGUGAGUCAGGGGGCGGAGCUCUGCUGUAAGGACAAACGAGGGUACACACCGCUGCAUACAGCAGCAUCAAGUGGACAGAUGGCAGUGGUGAAGCAUCUGCUUAACCUGACUGUGGAGAUUGACGAGUCCAACGCCUUUGGCAACACGCCGCUGCACGUGGCCUGUUUUAACGGCCAGGAUGCCGUCGUCAGUGAGCUGAUCGACUAUGGUGCGAACGUCAGCCAGCCCAAUAACAAAGGAUUCACGCCUUUGCACUUUGCUGCCGCUUCCACUCACGGAGCACUCUGUUUGGAAUUCCUUGUCAACAAUGGUGCCGAUGUCAAUGUACAGAGUCGAGACGGAAAAACUCCUCUCCACAUGACGGCGGUGCAUGGUCGCUUCACUCGCUCUCAAACUCUCAUCCAGAACGGCGGUGAGAUUGAUAGCGUGGAUAAGGACGGCAACACGCCACUGCACGUCGCUGCUCGCUAUGGCCACGAGCUCCUCAUCAACACGCUCAUCACCAGUGGAGCUGACUGCACAAGGCGAGGUGUCCACGGCAUGUUCCCUUUGCACAUGGCUGCCUUGAACGCUCACUCGGACUGCUGCCGCAAACUGCUCACCUCAGGCUUUCAGAUCGACACCCCCGACAGUCAGGGGAGAACCUGCCUGCAUGCUGCCGCUGCCGGAGGCAACGUGGAGUGUGUCAAGCUGCUCUUGAUGAGUGGGGGCGACCACAACAGGAGGGACAACUGCGGCAGGACUCCUCUGCACUAUGCCGCCGCCAGCCGGCAUUAUCAGUGUCUAAAGAGGCUGGUGGCUUGUGGCACUGCCAUCAAUGCCACCGACAAGUGGGGCCGCUCUGCUCUGCAUUACGCUGCAGCUUCGGACCUGGACAGACGGCGACGUGUUGCUCUGGAGCCUGAGAGCGAAGGAGUCCAGGCAGAGAGGGAGAAAGAAGCUGCACUAUGUUUGGAAUUCCUGCUUCAGAGUGGAGCGACGGCCUUGCUCAAAGACAAACAAGGAUACAGUCCUGUUCACUAUGCUGCAGCCUAUGGACACAAGCGCUGCCUGGAGCUGGUGCUAAGCAGAGACGACGGUUACCACGACGACCUCGAAUCCCCCAAUACCAGGAGCCCCCUGCACCUUGCCGCAUACCACGGCCACACUCAGGCCCUCGAGGUGCUGCUGCAGGGGGAGAGGGAUCCGGACCGGGGGGACGAAUACGGCCGGACCCCCUUGGCUAUGGCAGCACUCCGAGGCCACGCAGACUGUGUUCACAUUCUCCUCGGCCACGGGGCGUCGCCGUGCACAUGCGACACGCAGCACAGGCGCACUCCCGUUCACCUAGCAGUGAUGAAUGGUCACGUGACGGGUUUGCGCCUUCUGCUGGAUGAAUCAGACACCGCGGAUCUCGCAGAUGCUGCCGACUCUCAGGGACAGACACCUCUGAUGCUAGCUGUGGCGGGGGGUCACGUUGACGCUGUGUCGCUGCUGCUUGAGCGGGAGGUGGACGUCAACAUGGCCGACAAGCAUGGCAUGACCGCAUUGCACAUCGGGCUGCUGUGCGGCCAGGAGGAGUGCGUCCAGUGUCUGUUGGAGCAGGAGGCGUCCAUCUUGUUGGGCGACGCACAAGGUCGCACCGCCAUCCACCUGGCGGCGGCAAGAGGCCACGCCUCCUGGCUGAGCGAGCUGCUCGGCAUGGCCUGCCCCGAACCGGACUCGCUGCCCCCACUCCGAGACCAUCGCGGGUACACGCCGCUGCACUGGGCCUGCUACCACGGCCACGAGGGCUGCGUGGAAGUACUACUGGAGCAGAAAGGGUGUCGUUGCAUUGAUGGGAACCCGUUCACGCCACUGCACUGUGCUGUGGUAAACGACCAUGAGGCCUGUGCAUCUUUGCUGCUGGAGGCGAUGGGAUCAGACAUCACCGGCUGCAAGGACGAUAAGGACAGGACUCCCCUCCAUGCAGCAGCGUUCUCGGGUCACGUGGACUGUGUCCAGCUGCUCCUUUCCCACGAUGCACCAGUCGACGCCGUGGACCAAUCUGGUCGCACCGCACCGAUGAUGGCAGCUGAGAAGGGCCGCGUCGGGGCCCUCGAGGUUCUGAUAAACAGCGCCGCCAGCUGCCUCCAUUAUGCCGACAAAGACGGCAACACCGCCCUGCAUCUAGCAUGUAAAAAUGGAAUGGAAGACUGUGUCCUCCUUAUUCUGGAGAAGUUGUCCGAUUCUGCGCAAAUAAACGCCACCAACGCUGCGCUACAAACGCCUCUGCACCUUGCAGCUCGUAGCGGACUCAAACAGGCAGUGCAGCAGCUGCUGUCCCGAGGAGCCAACAUUCAGACCAUGGACGAGAAUGGUUUGACCCCCGCUCUGGCUUGCGCUCCCAGCCGUGAGGUGGCCGACUGCCUGGCACUCAUUCUGGCUACCAUGAUGCCUUUCUGCUCCCCUUGCAGCUCCGGCGCCCCCUCCCCUGGCGCCCUGCUGAGGCAGCUGCCCUACAAGGCCCACAAAGACCCCGCUGCGGCCGCCGCUCCCCAGGGCCCGCGCAGCACCAGGAACCCCUCAGGACCCUCCAGUGAGGGGACCACGGAGAACGAUUCUGAGGACUCGGAAACUUUCUGACCCUUUAUGGGCGACAAAAUUGCACUCAAUGCCAUCUUUCAAGGAAGAAGUUGACGUGGGCCAUUUGCAUGUUACUUUUUCUUCGUCUUCUAAAAACAGGUGCUCCAAAUCCCAACUGACCUCGGUACUUGGCCUCUGGGUGGCAGCGUGAUUUCCCUCCAAAGCUUCUGUGUCUUUCACAAGCAAGAGCAUCAAGCCAUUUUAAACUUUUUUUUUUUUUUUUUUUUUUUGGGUACAAACUAAAACCUAAAGGUCCAUGUCGUUUUUGCUUUUAUAGUUAUUUUAGUUUGAUGUCCUAAAUAAGCAGCCUUUACACGAUAAUGUUUGUAGUUAAUAUUCACUGAAAUGGACAUGGUGUACACACUGGGUCAAUUUAUUAAUGCAUAAUUACAAAAGCACAUGCAACAAAAAUUUCAUGAAAACGUUGUCAUAUUGUAAAGAAAUUGUAAUUUCAUCAGCAUGAAGUUGUAAAAUUACCUUAAAGAUUUGAGAUACAAAACAGUUUCAGGAGAGCACUAUAUUUCAUUUGUAAUUACACUGCAUUAGUAAUACUUAAAAUAAUUAAGAAUUAAGUUUCCUCGGAAAGAAGAUGCACUGGAACAUAAGUCAAAAUUUCAUGGCAAAGUUGGAAAUUACAAGAAAAAAAAAAACAAGAGAAUUAAGUCAUAGUCCAUAAUUUUACAAUAAAGUUGGACAAAAAGUUACCGGGGAAAAAAAAAAAAAAAUAUAUAUAUAUAUAUAUAUAUAUAUAUAUUUAGCAAAGUUGUAAGUUCACAAGAAAUACUUGUAAUAUUACAAGAAAAGCUCCAAAUAUGACAGUGGUGGUGUGGUGAUAUGAAAAGAAUAGUCAAAAUAUUACAAGGAAAAACUUUUUAUGAGACUUUCCUCAUCCCAUAUGAGAGUAGAAGUUUUUAUUUAUUCUUUGUUAGUUGAAGCACAAAAUAUGAGGAGUUGGUUAGGAAAGCGUCCCAAGAUGUAUUCUCACCCUUUUCGGCACUGCUUGCAUGCCGACGUUUGUGAAUCAGGGUAGCUGGCGUCAGCCUCUUAAAAUAAUAAAAAAAAAAAAUUGAACAAAAAUGAUAGUUCAAAAAUUGCCAGCACUUCGACCUCGGCAUGACAAGCAACCAGCAACGUGCCAUCAAUUGCGUGCAGUGCCUUGAUGUUUCUUGUUUUUUUUUAAGAGCACAAUCAUGUACUUUACAGUGUCUGAAAGUUCAAAGGUCAUCUGAAUGGCAUUUCACAACGCAAUUCAUUUGUCAUGACUGUCUGAAUUGUCAAGAUGUGCUUAUCGGAAGCCUGAUUUCGGGGUAUCAUGUACUCGUGAAGGCUCCUGAUACCUGCCACCGGUACCACAGGCAAAAACUGACAAGUCCUCCUUGCCAGCAGUUGGCGCGACACUGUGGUAGUUUGACACGUCAGCAAAUCACAAUGAGUGUCAACAAACGAAGAAAGGCAGGACAUUUUGUUCACUAUGUGCUCAUUGUGACUUAUAUUGCAACAUGACACAUACUCAUGGGAGCAGGUCUCAGUGUCCCGGAGUACCUCAGAGUUGAUACUGUUCCUGUGGUAUUUAACAACCUCUUAAUACAAGACAAAUGUUUGAAUUUUACAACAAGAGAAACACUCUCAGAUUUAACGUAAAACAAAUGAAAAGAAAAAAAUUCAAACAAAAAGAUUAUUUUAAUUAUUAAAACAAAUCAGUUUGACCAUAACACGUUAUCUUUAGACCAGUUUUCUCUAAGGUUGCUAUUUUUUUCCUUCUCCUUGUUGGCACUUGUAUGUCCUCUUUGCGAAGUCUGAUUUCGAUCUUUGUGUUUUUGUGCAUUGUUUUCAAAAAAACUAAAGAGAAUUGCUCGUUUCCUGUGUACCAGGGUUUUGAAGGUAAGCUUUUUCCAAUCGGAUUUCUGAAAACCAAACUACUAGAAUAAGCCAAAUGUUCCCUUUUUUGCGGUUUGAACAACAUGAUAAUUAGUAUUGUCAUGAAUGCAUUCGUAGCUCCAAAUCUUGUCCAAUCUAAGUAAUUUUUAUGUGUUUUUUUUUUUAAACAUUAUAGCCGACACCCUGCUUUCAAUUAGCCAUGACAAUAUUUAAGUUAAAAUUGAGAUUUUAAUUUUGACUUUUUUCAGGACCAUGAUCUGAUUUUGAUCAUUUGUCAAGUAUUUGUUGUUCUGAAAUUUCGUGACAAAUUGAAAUGCCAUCUUUGGUACUGCUCUUUUAUAUGUUGAUGUAUAAAGCUUUGUACAAUUCUUCGCCAACCCAACGGAUCCUGUUAAUUUAAUGCAAAAGAUAAGCCCAAAUGUAUUAAAUGCAACAUUUUAAUACCUAGCUGAGCUUCACUGGGUCCCAAAAAAGGUCACUGUAAAUUGAUUCUCACAGCAGUUCCUGAUGCAGUACAACCACACACACAGACACACACAGUGUUUUUAUAACACUUUCAAAAAAUAAAUGUUGCAAUUUUGUCUUGUAUUUUAAAUAUCUCCUCAAAUGUUUACCUGUCCUUUGAACUGAAUAUUACAAAUUUGUCCAAAAUAUUUUAUUUAAUUUUUUUUUUAAAUUUCCAUCUCUAUUUUAGUGGGACAUUGAAAAAUCUGUAUUUUAAAAUAGAUAUAUAAAAUAUAUAUAUUUAUAAAUUAAUUCUGCUGCUGUAAUUCAGUGUUCUUGUGGGCAAUGACAAUGAGACUGAACAGAUUUACAGUGUAACAGUGGAGGUUUUUUUUUUUUUUAGCUUGCUCUGUGAUUUCUUUGUAUUUUAAUUGAAUUUAGGAUAAGAGUCAAUCAGUGGGACAGAACAGAAUUUCUAGAUUGGUGAGAGAUUUAAAAAGAAAAAAAGACAGCGGAAACUGUUAAAAAAAAAAAUCCAAUCUACCACAAAGAAACAAAUAUGGCUGUUACAUGCGACUGUAGCCCUACACCUUGUGAAGGAACAAUCUUAUAGAUUCAAAAAUGAGAGAGGGGUCGGUGUCAGGUAAAAUAGGAAGUACAAGUAGGCUGAGCAGCUCGUAAGAAACUGUGUGCUUCCAUGUUUAAAAAAAACCCAAAAACGUCAGGCGGUGGUUUACUGCGCUGGUUCGGUUUUCAUAUGCGCUGAGAAUGUGUGACAAGUGUGCAAUUGCAUUGGUCAAGACUACACAAACUAAGUGAUAUAUUUGAACUUAUAACAAAUUUUACACGUGUGCUCGACUGUGCAGAUUUGCGAGUGUGAUGGCGUCCCUGUCAAAUCACAGUGACUGCAAAUGGCGCCAUAAACUGCCUUGUAUAAAGAAGCGUUUUCAUUCAUUUCAAUCAACAGACCAGUAUUACAUUUUCCACCUUGCUUGCAAAAGUCAGAUCGGAAAAUGAAUGAGUGUGGAUUCUGGCAUGGGUUCUGGUUGGAAUAUUGCAGAAAAACAGAAGAUCUUAUUUUUUUUAAUCCAUGCAAUUUAAAAAGAUGGAAUUCCCACUACAAACGGAAAAAUCACAUCUGUUUUAAUCAUGCAAAACACAUUGAGUUGCCUUGUGGAUAAAAUGUGCUAUAUAUAAACCCAUUUGCUUUAAGUUGCCAUUUAACCUUCGAAGGAGGUGAAUUACUUUUAAGUAAAAAUAA